AUCACGUCAACAGUCAACCAUAACGCGGAAGUAAUAGCGAAAUAUCAGAGUCAAUUUAGCAAUGGUUAAGAGCGCCUUUCAUAUUGUUAACCUCCUUUGGGUUAUGAGUUUACUGACUGCUUGCCACGCAGGUACGAAUGCACGCUAUAAUUUUAAGGCAGCACAUAACGUUCAAGGCAUAAAUCCACGAAUUGUCGGCGGCCAAGUAGCGGAUAUCGCCAAAUAUCCACAUCAGAUUAGUUUACGUGAAAGAGAUCUGAAUGUGAGGGACGAACCAUACCAACAUUUGUGCGGCGGCAGUAUCUAUUCGGCGCGCAUCAUCAUCACAGCUUCGCACUGCGUAAACGGCACCGAGGAAAGUCAACUCGUCGUCGUGGCGGGCGCAAAUCAACGUGCAGGCGCCGAUGGCGUUAUUACACCCGUCCAAGAGAUAAUUAUGCAUGAAGAAUAUGAUGACAGCGAUGGUAAAAAUGAUAUUGCUUUGCUGGUGCUUACCACCGCAUUGCCAAUCAAUAAUUUCACCAUUAAGCCAGUGCAAUUGACGAGUGCACAACCACAAGAAGGCGAAAUGGCCACAGUAACUGGUUGGGGUUUGAAUGGUCAACACGAACUGGCCGAUUUAUUGCAUGUGGUUACAGUGCCAAUUGUGAGUAAUACAAUUUGUAGUGAACGUUAUGGGGGCAGCAUAACUGAUGAUAUGUUGUGCGCGGGCUUGUUGGAUGUUGGCGGUAAGGAUGCCUGUCAAAUGGACUCAGGCGGCCCGCUGUUGGUGCAUGGUAAAUUGGCUGGUGUGGUGUCAUGGGGUUACGGCUGUGCGGAGCCUAAAUUUCCGGGCGUUUAUGCUAAUGUUCGGUAUUUCUUGCCGUGGCUGAGCGAAAGGAUUACCAAGGUCGAAGCGAAACUUAAGGAAGAACAUUAAUAAAUCUGUGCGUAAGCUGAGAGACGAGUGUGUUUG
This is a messenger RNA of Ceratitis capitata (Mediterranean fruit fly), 955 nucleotides long. Its product is annotated as trypsin zeta-like. Gene Ontology annotation, molecular function: serine-type endopeptidase activity. The transcript has a single exon. The record is from RefSeq and is a predicted model, not a curated record. Bases 62 to 919 code for a protein of 285 amino acids. Lineage: Eukaryota; Metazoa; Arthropoda; Insecta; Diptera; Tephritidae. Gene Ontology annotation, biological process: proteolysis.